AUGCGCCCGGAAUAUGCCCGACUCGACACCGUCUCGACCGUCAAGCCGGCAGCCACGGAGGACGGCCCGGCUGCGUUUGGCGUGCGCCCGCUGCCAGAGGCGGAAGAUCCGUUGCGACGGUCAAUUACCGGCAUGCAACAACUGCAAAUAUCGAAUCUGAAAGAUCGCAUCAGAUGGCUGGAGAGUAUCGUCCGAGAAAGAUGUCCAGACGUCGAUCUAGCCCAAGGACCGCCUGGCGACUUCGACAUAGAUGUCGAUGGGGAUGAGACAUUCAUCGGCGAGUCAACGAUCGACGAGGGCAGCGUUCAACCGGAAGACCAUCCGGGACAACAAGAGGUCGAUGGAUCGAGACCUCAGCAGUCCGUUUCCGCAGAGCCUGCGUCAAAUCCUCAACCAACCCGCCCAGAAACACGGGUGAUUGACCCUUCAGGCAGCAACGCCAUAUCGCAUGAAAUCGGGAUGGUAUCCCUAGGCAGCAAUCAAGACCCCAAGUACAUUGGGCCCUCCAGCGGGUACUUCCUGGCUCGCCUGAUGCUGAACUCUACUCGCCAAGAAGACCAGUCGGCAUGGCCGUCCAAGACACCAGCGCAGAACAGCCCGUUUCCGACAGCCCUGGUCGAGGCCAUGCAGGGUCCGCUGCCGUUGCCGGGGAAGGAGCAGGCACGGCAGCUGGCGGAGAUGUACUUCGAUGUCAUCAACGUGCAGUAUCCCAUCCUGCAUCAACCAACUUUCAUGAUGCUGCUAGACCAAGUCUACGAGAACGGGUUAGAGGCAGAUCAUGGCCCUAUCGGCGCCUUCCAAAUCUUCAUGGUCCUCGCGCUAGGAGCUACUGUGCUCGCUUGCAUGCGUUUGGACGUUUGGUACCUCAACUAUCAGUGCAUCGCUGCAGUCCUUGACCUCGGACUUCAGCGCGACAUCAACACGAACGCAGGUAUCUCUCUCUUGGAGCAAGAAAUGCGGACGCGGAUCUUUUGGGUUGUUCUUACCCUUGACCGGAUGAUUGCCACCAUGAUGGGGCGGCCUAUCGGGCUGCGCGAUGAAGCCUGUGAUCUUCGACUUCCGCAAAACAUUGAUGACAUGGCCCUACAGGGCUUCUCGCAGCUACCUAAUGCCCUACCCUCAGGACGCAUGGCUUUCUCAAUACAUCUGUUUCGCCUCGCAAAGCUGAACUCCGAGUUCAAAUAUGUUGCCAAUAGCAUUGUUCGCGACACCCCGCGAUAUGCUUACCCAGCAGUCAUCGAUAUCCACGAAUGGCAACAUGGGAUGCUUCAACAACUUGACGAAUGGUAUGCCGCAAUACCUCAAAUAGCCGGCAUGGAGUACAUUUACAUGGUCUGUCGGACCCGAUAUCACGGCCUGCGGAUGCUUCUAUUACGGCCCAGCCCGGCGAUACCUAACCCGUCACCCGAAUCACUGAAGAAAUGCUUCGAUGCUGCUUGCCAAAGCAUUCGUCUUCUGGAUCAGAUGUACAAGCAGAACCUUCUGAUGCACGCCUGGAACACGCCGCAUUCCGUUGUUUCGAGCAUUAUCACCAUGCUCUACUGCAUCAAGAUGGUGCCCGAGAUUGCACGGCAAACAGCGCUGGACUCUCUGAUGUCUGAUUUCGGCGCCGGAUUGGGAGUGUUGGCGGCAACGGGCGAGCAUUGGUCUGGUGCGAAGCGUUGCCGGGAUGUCCUUGACGACAUGAUCCGGGCUACUGUCCGUUGGAUGAAAGAUGUCACCAGUCAGCCUGCAUCCAUGGACGUCCAAACUCAACGGCGAUCAUCACGACUGGACCCGAACCAGACUCAGCCAAUCAACCCGUAUGAUGCUGGAUUAAACGGUGCAAACACAUCCAGGAUUGGGUUCUCUGAAGGCCUUUCCCACCCUAUGACCAUGGCUGCGAUGACAGCCAAUGGUUCGGAGGCUUUUCUGCCCCAAGAUCCUUUCGAAUCUUUCCUCGCCAACACGUCUUUUGGAGACCAGUUUCAAAUGGGUGAAGCAUCAAAUUUGGAUACCAUAAUGCGCGGUCUUUUUGACGAUUUCAUACCCACAUACCCAAACUUUACUUGA
Molecule: messenger RNA, 2052 nt
Organism: Colletotrichum karsti
Lineage: Eukaryota; Fungi; Ascomycota; Sordariomycetes; Glomerellales; Glomerellaceae
Exons: 5
Coding region: 1-2052 (683 amino acids)
Biological process (GO): positive regulation of transcription by RNA polymerase II; DNA-templated transcription
Molecular function (GO): zinc ion binding; DNA-binding transcription factor activity, RNA polymerase II-specific; sequence-specific DNA binding
Source: RefSeq, a predicted model, not a curated record